AUGUAUGGUAAAUGGAUUUGUGACAAAGGUUCUAAGACCGUGAAAGACACCAAGGAACUGGUUUUUCUGUCUGACACCACAGAGAACCCAUCCUGCAAUGGCCCAGGCUCACCCAGGGAGCCUGCUGGUCCCCAAGGGGCUUGGAGGAGCUGGCUCCAGAGGGCCCUGGCAUGUUUCACCAGGUCCUUCAGGGGAGGAUACCAGAUACUCGAAAACCGAGAUCAUGGGACCCACGGAGACAGACCCAUGAACGGUGGUUGAUCCCACUCUGCUG
Messenger RNA from Mustela erminea (ermine), 274 nucleotides. Its product is annotated as protein FAM236D-like. Lineage: Eukaryota; Metazoa; Chordata; Mammalia; Carnivora; Mustelidae. The record is from RefSeq and is a predicted model, not a curated record.